Panonychus citri (citrus red mite) is the source of this 1539-nucleotide messenger RNA. RefSeq lists its product as uncharacterized. Lineage: Eukaryota; Metazoa; Arthropoda; Arachnida; Trombidiformes; Tetranychidae. The record is from RefSeq and is a predicted model, not a curated record. Gene Ontology annotation, biological process: tRNA modification. Gene Ontology annotation, molecular function: tRNA guanylyltransferase activity; magnesium ion binding.
AGAGAAAAUUUUGAAAUGAGAAAUUUAAAUUAUCUCAGUUAAUCAUCUGAUCUUUUUUUCUCUGUAAUUUAAUUUCUUGGAAUUUUAGAUUAUUUUUUGUUAUGUUCUCUGGGAUUAGAAGGGGUAUUUUGAAGGAAUCAAAGGAAAUUGUUACCAAGGGAAUUACUUGUUCUUACAUUUGAUUCGUUUGUUGAUACAGAAUUUUUUUUUCUCCUCUUGUUGUUGAUUCUGUUUAUUGAUGUUGAUUGGAAAACUUAAUUCUUUUCACUGGAAGAGUUUAUUACUUAAUCGUAUUGGUGUUAACUUAUUGUCUCCCAGUUUUCUUGGUUGUUGCUGUCCAAUGGCUAAUUCACGAUUUGAAUAUGUACGAACCUUUGAAGAGGCAAGUGAUCCGGUUUUGGUGAGAAAUUGUUACAUUGCUGUUAGAAUUGAUGGUCAAAAAUUUCACCAAUUCUCAAAAGUUCAUAAUUUCCAUAAACCCAAUGAUAAACGAGCAUUGGAUCUCAUGGUUGAAGCUGCUACUGGGGUCAUGAAGUCAUUUUAUCCAUCAAUUAAAAUAGCCUAUGGUCAGAGUGACGAGUUUAGUUUCAUUGUAUCAAAAUCGUCCGAUAUAUUUAAACGAAGAGCUAACAAGCUGAUUUCUCUGAUUGUUUCAACUUUUACUUCAUUUUAUGUUUACAAUUGGACAAAUUACAUGGUAAAUGUUGACCUUAAAUAUCCACCAGCGUUUGAUGGUCGUUGUGUUAUCUAUCCUGGAACAAAGGAAAUAAUUGACUAUCUAAAAUGGCGACAAGUUGAUUGUCACAUCAACAAUUUGUACAAUACAACUUUCUACUGUUUAACUGGUGAAUAUAAUUCAUGUGAAAUUAACGAGAAAGGUGAAACUUUAUUCAAUCCCCUGGUCAAUGAGAAAUUACAACUUCCACUCCCGAUGAACCAUCAAGAAGCUCAAAUCAGAUUAAAAGGAACCGUGAGCAGCGAUAAACAUGAUAUGUUCCUCAAAUAUGGAGUUAAUUACAACAAUGAGAUGGAACAAUUUAAAAAAGGUUCUCUUCUAAUCUUGGAACGUGACAAUGAUAAUCCAACUAAAGAAAAUGAAUUGAAAAAAUUAUCCAACAAAAGGUUAACAACAAAUUCUGAACAAAUCAAGAUCCAACGUCUUCACAUUGAUAUAGUGAAAAGUUCAUUCUGGAUGGAUAACAAUUACCUAUUAGAAUAACAAUUGUUUCAACUAAUUAAUCUCUUCUUUAAAUUGUUAAAAAUGAACACACGAAUGUCUUGGAAUAUAUUCCAAUAUCAAUUCUCUUGGGAAAGAGUUGAUUUUGUGGUGAUGGUGUUAAUAGUUAAUCGACGCUGAUUCUAAGCUGAUUUCCAGCUGAGUUUCUAUCGGAAAAUUUGAUUCAUUCUGAAUUCUGGCGAUAAACAAGAAUCAAGGAGGAAAAAGAGUUACAAUUAACGCAAACUCAGUUUAAAUUGUUUUGAUUUUUUGUUCAGAAAAUUGAAUAACAUCAAACACAAAGAGUUUGUAUGUAAUGAUAG